Chrysoperla carnea is the source of this 703-nucleotide messenger RNA. Its product is annotated as thioredoxin domain-containing protein 17-like. Gene Ontology annotation, cellular component: cytosol. The coding region runs from base 121 to 570 and encodes 149 amino acids. The record is from RefSeq and is a predicted model, not a curated record. The transcript has 4 exons. NCBI's taxonomy places the organism in Eukaryota, Metazoa, Arthropoda, Insecta, Neuroptera, Chrysopidae. Gene Ontology annotation, molecular function: protein-disulfide reductase [NAD(P)H] activity.
CAUGACAUAUGUCAAAAUUGAAAUAAACAACUAUUUUGUGAUAAGAAGAACAUCAUCUUACAAAAGAUUAGUCUGCAUUUAUUGAUAAGUCGAGAACAAUUGUUCUUUGUUUGCUUAAAAAUGGUAAUAAAACAUCAUACAGAAAAUUAUGAAGAUUUUUGUACAUUUAUGGACAAAUUUGAUCCAAAAGGACAAGUGGUACAUAUUUUAUUUGAAGGGGCAGUCGACCCGGUGACUAAACAAAGUUGGUGCUCUGAUUGUGUGGAAGCUGACCCAAUCAUAGAAUCCCAUUUAUCAUUGUUGCCAGAAAAUUCUCAUUUUAUAAUUUCUAUUGUUGGAGAUAGACCAACUUGGAAAGAUGCUAAAAAUCCAUUUCGUACUGAUAAGCGGUUUAAGUUGAUGGUUAUACCAACUUUAAUUAGAUGGAAAUCACCACAUAGAUUAGAAGGUGAACAAUUAGCAAAUCCUGAUUUGGUGGAAAUGAUGUUUACUGAUGACAUCGAAGAUAGUGCUGAUUUUAAAAAUGUGAAAGUCGAUGUUCAGACUCCUAUUCCCACUGCUAGUCAAUAAUUGUGGAAAAUGAUGGUGAGUCAGGGUCAUUGCUUCCAUAAGAUUGUAAUGUAGGUCUACAAUGAAACAUUUUUUGGAGUCAACAUUUUAAAAAAAUUCAUGAAUACGUAUUUUAAAUAUAUUUUCUAAAAAA